AUGGUUGAGCGAAGCGGCAAGCCCCUGUUAUCGAUGCAGGUCGGGGAUAAUCUCACCCUGCCUCCCUCGCGGCCUCCCACAUGCCCCGGCGUCGUCAUGGAAACGCCCCGUGUAUGCCACACACGCACACACAUGUGCGGAGUUGGCGGGGGUGUGGAGCGGGAGGACGGGCGGCUAGUGGAUAUGUCGAACGCCAUACAUGUACAUGUGUGGAUCGUUUGCGUUCUGGGAGAAUGUUCAGCGUUGGUUAGUGAGUUUUACAGUGCUCGAAGGUUGACUUUCGAAUUGGAGACUGCCUUAAGUUGUUACAGAUCUGCUGCUGGACGCUUCAGCGGCGCAACAGAAGACGCGAACACGUGCCACAGUAUCGCCGACAACUGGAGGGGGAUGGCUUUGGGAUAUAGGGAAAAAUACCGAUACAAUUCAAGAAUUAAAAAUUGGACGAAACCAAAUAUUCUAAAUUUUAAUAAAACUACGAUUUCAAAGAAAAUUCGACACCGAAACCUAACCUACAUCAAAAAACAAGCGGGACUCGCGACUCGAGAGCACCCGAGCUUUACGGAAAGGGGGAAAGUCGGCGAAUGCCUGCGAAAAUUACCAAAACUCACCAAGAAAGUGUUUCGCAGCGACGCUGACGAAGACGAACGACGCCUAGCGUCGGUGAGACGAGGAUAAACGAGGAAAACUCGGUAAGCUCGAAGAAAAGCUGAAGACGAUCGCGAAUCCGGCGCACCCCGUCGC
Molecule: messenger RNA, 741 nt
Organism: Cylas formicarius (sweet potato weevil)
Lineage: Eukaryota; Metazoa; Arthropoda; Insecta; Coleoptera; Brentidae
Exons: 3
Coding region: 1-675 (224 amino acids)
Source: RefSeq, a predicted model, not a curated record